Molecule: messenger RNA, 718 nt
Organism: Drosophila takahashii
Lineage: Eukaryota; Metazoa; Arthropoda; Insecta; Diptera; Drosophilidae
Biological process (GO): cellular response to hydrogen peroxide
Source: RefSeq, a predicted model, not a curated record
ACACAUUGACACACAACCCUUUUUGGCUACAAUAGAAAGUAAAAAUGCCUUUCGGGAAGUUGUCCUUCGAGAUGCAUAAGUUGAAAAUUUCAGAUCAUCCAAUCGAAGGAAUCAAGUUCAAUGGAACCAUAAUGGAGGAUUUAGGAGUGAAGAGGCAACCGAUGAAGCAAAAGUUCGUGCUCCGAAAACCUCGGAUCCACUGUCUCUAUGGGAAAACACGGGCUAAUGGACUGGAUUGGGUCCACAAAACUGUGAGCAUCGAGAAGGAUGAGGAGGAAUAUAAUUGGGUGAAAAUCACGGGUAGAAAUAAGGUUUCUGCCCAUGAUUACGACAUUAAGGACCUGAUAAGCGAGUGUGAAAAUCUUUCCGAAUUCCGGAAAACCGUUGACUUGAAAAAUUUAAAAGAGAUAUCUAAGGAAGAGCUUAAUCAGGUCCCAGCAGUUCAAGGGGUUUUGGGUUCCGCCAAUUCCUACGAUUUUAAAAACCUGAUAAGCGAAUGCGAAAAUUUGGAGGGCGGCCUCUAUUACGAUGGAACACCAUCUUUAAUACAAAACCCCGACGAAGUAAAUGUCGAUGAGCUGGCCUGCUACCUUGAAAAUAUGGCGAACAUACCCAAGAAACUGUCAUCCAUGGCCGAAAUGAUGUACACCUAAUGUAUAAAAGGGAUAUUGUGACCUAUUAAUUUUCGAAGAAUAAACGAAGCUUACAUAUUUUUUAA